GAGCCGAGCGCCAGUCAGUCCAGCACCAGCCAGCCUGCCGCGCGAGUCAGUCCGCCGCGCUCCGGGCUCGAGCGCAGAGAGAGGCUCGCCGGGACGCUCUCGAGGGACUUCCACGCGCUCCCGACGCGCGCGUCCUCGUGGACAUGCGGACUGCCGCAGCUGAGUGACCGGUUCCCUCCCCGGUGCUCGUAUGAGAGUGGUCACAAGCAGCUCGAGAGGGCGUGGACUAAACGACCCCAUUGCCGGAUCCGACAGAGAGGAUUAACACUUCAACAACCUCUCGCGCGUGGUGGGCAUGUGGAAGCGCUACUGGUUCGUGCUGGAGGGGCGCCUGCUGCUCUACUACAAGUCCCAGCAGGAGUACGCCCGCCUGUCGCCGUGCCGCGGCUCGCUCAACAUGGGGCUGGCCUCGUGCGUGCGGCCCGGCGCCUACCAGCAGGACCAGCACGUCCUCGAGGUGCUGCUGCGCUCGCACGUCGUGUCCCUGCGCGCCAAGGACCGCGCUAGUCAGGAGCAGUGGCUCAAAGCCCUCCUGGACUCCAUGGCGUCGUCUACGGCCACGUCUCCGGGGAAGGACAGCGCCUCCCGCGCCAACGGCUCAGGGUCCAAGGCGCCGCUGCACUUCCGGUACCCUUCGGCGGACAACCUGAGCAAGGCGGAGAGUCCGCAGGAGCCGGAUGCCGGGAGCGCCGGUCGAAAGGAAAAGCACCGUACACUUCCCAACUGGGCGAGCAGCCGGACGCCCUCCACCGAGUCGCAGCUGGUGUCGGUCCCCGAGAAGGCGCCCGUCUGCAAGGAGACCCCCGAUGGGGUGCAAGAAGUGCCGGCCGGCGGGGUGCACGUGGCCCCGCGCAAGACGCUCGCCAGCAAGGUGGCCCACGGCCAGCUGGCGCGCCAGGGCUCCAUCCUCCCCAUCCUCGGCAGGAAGGACAAGGCGACGGCCCACAGCUCCCCGCAGGCGGUGCAUCCCAUGGGCGGAGGGGGGCAAAGCUCCACUCCGUUUGGGAAUCAGCGCUACUCCUUUCACGGCCUUCAGAAGACGGACGCUCUCUCCCCAACCGAGGCCGGGGCGCAACGCAUGUCCAGCGCCAAGAGUAAAGACGGGACAGACUCGGGCAAACACAAGGGCUACAAGAGCUUUGAGAAUGUACUGAAAAAACAGCUCAGCUUCUCUAGUCCGACCAGUCAUAAGGAUGUGAUACUUCAGAAGGAUGCAAAAAACACACAAGUCCUGGAAGAAGUUUCAAAAGCACCCAAUGGUAUAAAAAACAUUCAUCUGUGCAAAUUUUGCCAAGCGCCUAUGAACUCUAUAAAUACAAAUUGUAACUGUCAAAGCACCAGCACACCCAUUCUAGAAGAAGAGAAGGAAAAUAUGCUCAUGCAGAAUGGAAUAUCUCAGAAAUUUCAUCCAGAUGAAAAUCAAAACAAUCAGGUGUUGACAGGCUCAUUUGAAAGGAAGAAAGGCAAGACAAGUCUAGGAAGAAAGUGUUCAGCUUCUGAAAAAGAUCUUCUAAUUGCUGGUGGUGUUGACUUGAGUUUUGGGAGUCCAGAAGGAUUAGAAUUUCCAAAGCCAACAAGAUGCACUUCUGCAGAUGAGUUGUGGUCUCCUCCUCACCGGAAAAACUACCAAGAGCCAUGUAUGAAAUACAACAAUUUUGAACAUGUUGGUGCAGAGGGGCACUACUUUUCGGCCUCUGAUGUAAAUCAUCCAACACACCCAUUAGAUCCCAUUUUGUCUGAGCCAACUGGUUCUGACAAAAGUAGAUUGGUCAAAUUAUCCAUUCGUCAAAGACUUCUCCAUGGUAAUGGAGAGUAUAUUAAGUAUUCUGAGCCUGAAGAUUGUGAUAAACGGGAUUCUACAUUGAAUACUACAUCAGAUUCUCAGACAGCAGAUUUGAAAAUAAAACAGAAAAUACCUAAGUUAAGAAAACGGAAAGGUUCAACAAGCAAAGAUACUUACAAUCUGGUUGAAAAUGGUGAACACAAGAAGCGGGCAUCUGUUCGCAAUCGAUUGAGCUUUUUGACACGAGUUUUAUCACAUGUCAGGCGCACCAAAUCAGAGGACGUCAUGGACCAUCCAGAGACAGAAGGCUUCUUCACAGAUGAUGCUUUCCUCUCCCCACAUCCUGAUAUGCAUUCUAUAAAGUGUACAACACCUGUGUCUCGAGUACUGGAUGAUGUCAAGAAAAUGGAAACUGUUGCAAACCCUACUAGUGGAGCCAAGUUCCAGCUUGGUCCAACAUCCCCAGGUUUUGGUGAGGCCCCUGAAGAACCACCCCCUGACUAUGACUCUGUUGGCGUGGAGCCAAUAAUGGAAGUUGCUGGCUGCUCAACAACUGAUGAACCACCUCAACUUCCCCCCAGGAGAAUGAAAAGACCCCGUUCUCCAUGGCAUGAUGUACCUACAAAUAAUUCUCCAGUUAUAGAUAUGGAUUCUGAAACCAGGCAAAGACUUUUAUCAGCUGCGAAAUAUGGACGUGUUAUUGGUACUCGAACAACUCACAGCAUGGAUUUUUAUGAGUGGAGUGAUUCACACCCAAGUGAUCACUCACAGCAUCAUGCAUAUGAAGUAGUAUCAGGUGAUACAUCACCAGCUGGUUCAAAUGAACAUUUAGCAAUAUAUUUAAGCUCAGAAUCAAGUGAUGAAGAAUUUCAUGAGGAGGUUGUGCUUCGUAGAAAUUUACAAGAUAGAGAGUUUCUGUUUGGCACCAACAACCACCAACCGAAUCCAUUUGGAAAUAUUUCUAGCUCAACAGCAAUGGAACCACUAACAAUAAGCACUGAUACCUUGCCUACUUUAGAUAGUUCUGGCAGAGUUGGUCUUUCCCAUGUAGAGGCAAUGAAGCUCAAUUUGUUAAUGGAAGCCCAGAGAACAUCCACGGCAUCAGUAAAAAGACAAAGGGAGGAGCGUGAAAGGCAGGAGUGCAUGAAAACAUUUUUCACAGCAGAUAAUGUGCAUCAUGAUGUUUCUCUCUACCAAGUCUCAAAUGAUUGCCUGCAGCUGCCUCCAGAAGAAUUUGCAGAUAAAGUGGAAAGUAAAUUCAAUGUGGUGAAUGAAAAGACUGAGGAAGUAAUGGCAGAAGUACAAGGACUACUUUUGCCAAUAGAAAACCUAAUCCAUAGUUGCACCAACAUUCCAGUUAAUAGUACUUUUAGUGAAAUAAAUAAAGAUGAGGACUUCAAAGAAAUAAAAUCUAAUUUAUCAACAAACAAAAUUUUAGAUGAACCUCCAAAAUUACCAAUUAAGAAAUUAAACAGUGUUUUGAAAUCUCACAUCACUGAGUCAAAACCCAAUGAUGAGCUGAAUGACUUACUUGCUCAACUGGCAGGUAUGACAACUGCACCACUGCUUCCAGUUGGGACUACAUGCAGUUUGCAGAUAACAGCCCAUGAUUCAGACACUGAAGUAGUUGGUGAUGUUUCUGUCCGAAAACAGAGUCUUUCAUUGGAAGCUGUUACUACUGUAUGUGAUUCAGACCCUGACUAUGAUGUUCCACGACCUCAUGCUUCUUUGCUCCACAUUCUUCCACAAAAUGGUAGAUCUUUAUCUCGAGCCGAUGAUGAUGGUAUUGUUGUUGAAGCUACUCAUUUCUUCUCAAGACCAGAAACCCCAAGGCAUGGAACAGCUGAAGACCAAAGUUGGAAUGGACACAUGUCACCUGAUUCCCUCGAUUUCCCUUUCUCAUCAAGGAGGUCUAUGAAUUGGGAUUCUUCUUCCUCUAGUACCAGUAAAAUUCAGAACAAGCAGGACUCUCAAAAACAACGUUCAAAGAAAGAUAGGAGUAGACGGGCAACAUUAAAUGGACCCAUUACACAGAAACCAUUAGAAUCUACUCCACAAUUUGAUGAACCUCUAGUGAGACGAAAUUCAAUGGAGCUUCCUACAAUGGGCUCGGAAACAAUUGUACAUAGGGCGAUUCUAAACCAAAAAGAAAGAGGGAUGAACGAGCCAAAGUCGAUAAAGAAACUAUCUGCAUAUGAAGGUACCAUUUGUGAACACAGCUCCUCUCCCUAUCAAUCAUUAAAUUUAAAUACUUCUGUAAGUGUAGGAAACCUAAGUAAAGCACUUGAAGCUUCGACCUCUUUGGAAGAUAUAAGUGAAAGAUCAGAGUUGAACUCUGAUUCAACCCCUUCACAGCCUCAAGAUAUCUUGACCCACAAUUCCAGGUUGCUAACAAGACAUGAGGAUUUAGAUAUGGACUCAUUAGAGGCAUCAGAGCUUAGAAAACUAGAAGUUCCUGAGAUGGGUCUUCCAGCAUUGGUAUCAAUUGUGGAAGAACCAGAUAUUCUUUCUGAUAAAAGUGAUGGGCCUAUGGGAGUAGAAUAUCAGUCUAGUGGCUCUGCAUCCGAAGGAGCAAUGAUGGUAGGCAAUUCUGACAGUUCAGCAGGUCAGUUAACCACUUACAAUACAGACACUGAUAUGGAGAUACCAUCAGAUGAUGAAGUUUGUCAAAAAGAACAGAUUUCUACUGAGAUCCAAAGUAUAGGAAAGAUAAUUGAACCUGACAGUCUUUUAGAACCAUUUCCAUCUGGAAAAUUACUUGUUUGUGAAAAUGUUACUGUUGAAAUUGAUACUACAAAAGAUGAAUCUUUAGAAACUGAUUCCUUGGAAAAAAAUACAUAACUGUUUCCAUUUAUUUAUUUCUCCCUUUU
Messenger RNA from Frankliniella occidentalis (western flower thrips), 4653 nucleotides. RefSeq lists its product as uncharacterized. Gene Ontology annotation, molecular function: GTPase activator activity. The record is from RefSeq and is a predicted model, not a curated record. Lineage: Eukaryota; Metazoa; Arthropoda; Insecta; Thysanoptera; Thripidae.